CCGCAAUUAUUUUUCACCUCUCUUUAACUUAACCAAUAAGACUCGUGGGAACUAGAGUUUGACAGCCAUUCCUCCCUCCCCCCCCUCUUCACUUUCCCUCUUCCGCGGCUCCGAUUUCCCGAUUUCCGUUCUAAUUUCCACCACAAAUCCGACUCGAUUCAGCUCUCGUCCUGCAGUUUUUCAAUUCGAAUUCUGCCUGCUCUGAUAGAGAUCCAGUGCUGCGGGAAUUUCUGGUCUUGCGACUUUUCCGCGUAGCGAUUUUUAGGGCUUGGGACCGGAGGGAGAAGAAAUGAAAAUGGAGGUGUCGAUGCAGUCGCUGCCCCUGGGGUUUCGAUUCCGGCCUACGGAUGAAGAACUCGUCAAUCACUAUCUCAGGAAGAAGAUCAACGGCCGUAAUAUGGAGGUCCAGGUUAUCCCUGAAAUUGAUGUUUGCAAAUGGGAGCCCUGGGAUCUUCCUGGUCUGUCCGUGAUCAAGACGGAUGAUCCAGAGUGGUUCUUCUUCUGCCCCCGCGACCGCAAGUACCCAAAUGGGCAGCGUUCAAACAGGGCUACUGAAGCUGGAUACUGGAAAGCCACGGGCAAGGACCGUACUAUCAAGUCCAGGAAGUCCGGCUGCAGCCCAAUUCCAAUCGGCAUGAAGAAGACCUUGGUCUUUUACAGGGGCCGUGCCCCCAAGGGUGAGCGCACUCACUGGAUUAUGCACGAGUAUCGUCCUACUCUGAAAGAUCUCGAUGGCACCGGACCCGGCCAGACUGCGUAUGUCCUUUGUCGCUUGUUCCGAAAGGAAGAGUUGAUCAAUGUUGGGAAAUAUGGUGAUGUGGAGCAAACUGGCGACUCUCCUACCACCACCAAGUCUUCCCCAGAUGAUGAUGAUGCAUCGUGCGACAACAUGACCCCUACUGCUUUGAUACCACCUACUGAUAGCAGCUGCAACAAUAGUCAUAUGAAUUCAGAUGUGGAAGAUCAUGGAGCUGACCAAAAUGCCGGGGAGGUGAAGUUUGGCAAUGCACUGGCGGUGGACGGAAGUUCUCAUCCCGAUGAGCUCACAUCUGGCAGGGUCGAUUGCAAAGUCUUCUCCCCAAUGCAGCCCAAUCCUUAUGGAGACUUGGGACUUGGUUUUGAGCCACAGUAUGCCAAUGACUUUGGUGAUGACCUUAAUGGACUCCUUUUUCAGGAUGGCACAAGUGAACAAGAUCUAUCCCUCACUGAGUUGUUGGAUGAGGUUUUCAAUGGUCACGAUGAUUGGUCUUGUGAAGUAGCCUCCAGUGAGAAGAAACCAGUCAUACAGCUAGAUAACUUCCAUGUAAUUGAUGGUAAUCAUCCCUACACGGAUAUGGAUACAAAAAUGACUAAAGAACAGAUGGAUUCGUCUUUUGGAUCUUUUGGCGCACAAAAACCGUUCUUUGACGGGCAAAUUGGAAGCAGAAAUGUUGGUGACCUCAGAGAUGGUAUUGCGAGCCAUGUUGCUGCACGUGGUGCUGAUUCCACAACAAGCACGUCCUUUGAAAUGUUCCAAGCAGUGGAUAACUCUGUAAGCUUUAGCAACGAUAUUGGUGGGAGUACAGGAGUCGAGAUUAGAACACGGCAGGCCCAAGCUCAAUCAUAUUCGGACAACUUCCUCCCUCAGGGUACUGCUCCAAGGAGACUACGGCUGCAGGCAAAAUUCUCUACAGGGCAUAGUGGUACCGGCCCAGUGAGAGACACCAGCUGCUUGGAGGAUGAAGAUGAAGUGCAAUCAUCACUGACCGAGAACCAAGAUGAGACUGCUGAUGAGCAACCAAAAGAAGACGGCCAUUUUGACAAGAGCAGCAGCGCGGGGAACACGACCUUGAGACAGCGGGUGAAAGGGGAUCGUGACGGGUUUGCUGAGAAGGGUUCCCUUGGUGUCACAAGUGCAGGUUCAGAUUCUGUGACUUGUGUGAAGGGUGGGUUUAGAACGGCUUGGGUGAUUGGUAUAUCUGGAGCCCUGUUUCUGGCGGUGGGUUUGGUUGGGAUAUGCGGAUUUCUAUGGUCGUGAUGGCAGAUUCCUGGUGCGGGGGGGAAGCAAUUCUAGUGAGGCUCAUAGUCAACUUAGUGGUUUUGAUUUUUUCGUUCUGUUCUGUUGUGAUUUGUUAAUAGUGGUUUUUAGUCUUUAAGAGGUGGGUCUGAUGCAGGACAUAGAGUUUAGUAUGGAAUUUAGUACAAAAACAGAGAAUGAUGUGGUUAGGACCCGACUAGUUUUCCCCCGUGGUUUUGUUGUUCUCUCUAUUAUUCUGACUAGACAAUCUAAUCAUCUUAUAUUAGAACUUUAUGGUUGUAGGCCGACUCAUCAGCUUCAUAAUAAAUGUGUGUAAAUCAAGGUGAUUUACCCAGAGUCGAAACAGGUUGGUCGAACCGGAUUCCAU
Linum tenue is the source of this 2384-nucleotide messenger RNA. NCBI's taxonomy places the organism in Eukaryota, Viridiplantae, Streptophyta, Magnoliopsida, Malpighiales, Linaceae. The record is from the annotation of a GenBank genome assembly.